Harpia harpyja (harpy eagle) is the source of this 2697-nucleotide messenger RNA. RefSeq names its product otopetrin 3 (gene OTOP3). The record is from RefSeq and is a predicted model, not a curated record. The transcript has 6 exons. Lineage: Eukaryota; Metazoa; Chordata; Aves; Accipitriformes; Accipitridae. Gene Ontology annotation, biological process: proton transmembrane transport. The coding region runs from base 1 to 1809 and encodes 602 amino acids. Gene Ontology annotation, molecular function: proton channel activity. Gene Ontology annotation, cellular component: membrane.
AUGUCGGACAACAAAGCCUCAAGGCAAAAGCCCUGCCACCACUGCAAGAGCAGGCCAGUGUCAGCCCCACCAGACACCUCCACGAUCCACUAUGAGAAGUUCUGGCUGUACCGUCACUGCUCUUCAGUGCAGCAGAGGGACAGGCAAGCUCAGAAAGCUGGGCAGCUCUUCUCAGGGCUGCUGGCCAUGAACGUGGUGUUUCUGGGCAGUGCCUUCAUCAGCAGCGUGAUUUUCAACCAUGUGGCCAUCACACUGGCAGACGUCUGGAUCCUGCUCGCCAUCCUCAAGGUCUUGUGCCUGUGCUGGAUUAUCUACUACCUGCUGGGCACCAGUCGGCAGCCGCACGCAGUGCUGUACCGGGAUUCCCAUGCUGGGCCGAUCUGGAUUAGGGGGUCAGUGCUGCUGUUCGGCAGUUUCAGCAUCCUCCUGAACGUGUUUCACAUCGGCUACAGUGCAGUUCUCAUCCAGUGCAAAUCCAGGGUGGAAAUUGUGUUCCCCAGCAUUGAAAUCCUUUUUAUUUGCACCCAGGCUUUUUUUCUGUGGCGUCACUCUAAGGACUGCAUUCAAGUCCAGCACAACUUCACCAGGUGUGGGCUGAUGUUGACCAUAGCCACCAACCUCCUCCUCUGGCUCUUGGCCGUGACUAAUGACACCAUUCACAUGGAGAUUGAGUCUCAACUGCGUGAGGUGGAGCAGCGAUUUGCAGGCAAUGAGACUACCUCGUGCACAUGCCCAAACACAACUAUCUGCAAAGUCUUCCAGAAGGGCUACAUCCUGCUCUACCCCUUCAACACUGAGUACUGCCUCGUCUGCUGCUCCGUGCUGUACGUCAUGUGGAAGAACGUGGGGAGACGCAUCAGUCACCACCACGUCCCUCACAUCAAGCCCAAGUUCAAGCUCCAAGGGGUGGUCUUUGGGCCACUGCUGGGCGCCGCUGCUGUAAUCAUCGGGAUCUGUGUCUUCAUGAUGUACCAGAUUCAGGCCACCGGCUCAGCCGCCAACCGCCAGGUCUUCGUGAUGUAUUAUUCCUACUACAUUGUGCUCCUGCCCCUGAUGAGUGUGGGCGCAGUGAUUGGGACAAUCAUCCAUGCCUUGGAAAAAAGGGAGCUGGACACGCUGAAGAACCCAACCCGCAGCCUGGAUGUGAUCCUGUUGAUGGGGGCAGCCCUCGGCCAAAUUGGCAUGUCCUACUUCUCCAUUGUUGCCCUUGUGGCCACUGACCCCAGGGACCUGUUGAACAGUCUCAUCCUGUCCUAUUCGGUCCUCCUCAUUUUUCAGAACAUCACCCAGAAUGUCUUUAUCAUUGAUGGGCUUCACCGGCAGCCCUCUGUAGCAGCAACUGAGGCCAGACACACAGGACACGCUAGGCAGCAUGCAGCGGCUUCAGAGCUACCUGGCGAAGAGGAAAACACAACAAGCAGCAAACAGGAGCACACACAGGUAUCUCCUAACAAAGAGGAAGAAAUUGAAGAGGAGCAGAAUCAUGAAGCCUACGACCAGAGACGAGUGAGCAUGCUAGAGCUAGGACAGGAGAUCCGGAAAGUUUCUCUGUCCUAUAUCCAUAGCUACUCUCACCUGAGUUGGAAGAGAAGAGCAUUAAGGGAGAUCUCAUUCUUCUUGGUUUUGUGCAACAUCAUACUGUGGAUCAUGCCUACAUUUGGGGCUCACCCCGUCUUCGAGAAUGGACUGGAAAAGUCAUUUUACGGCUACUCCACCUGGUUUGCAAUCGUGAACUUUGGCCUCCCACUGGGUGUGUUCUACCGAAUGCACUCCGUCGGGGGACUCCUGGAGGUCUACAUCACAGCCUGAAUCAAGCUGACUCCCUGCCCCAGAGGCUGGGGUGAAACAAUGAUGCUGAACAAAGAUGCAGUAAGCAGUGGAUAUGCACAUGGAAGCUUUUAAGCUUUUUCCCUCUGCCUUCUGCUUCAACUUCUCCUUGCACAACAUCUCCGUGAGUUUCAGAAGAAAAGGAGGUUGUUUUAUAUUAUCAUUUUUUCUCCAUAGAGAAUAGACUUAAAGCCCAUAAACAAACCGUCUUACUACUCUAAGGAAGCAUGCAUGCUGGUACUUAUCAGGGUCUGCCAGUGGAUGCUGUAUGGUAGCAAGUGGGACUUUACCAGCUCCUAUUGAAAUCUUCUAGACAAAAGAAUGCAAGAGCAGCCUUCAACAAAAGCACCAAAGAUUGACCUGCACUCCACAGAACUUCAAAAAUCCACAAAGACCACCAGCCACACCACUGCUCACCAACCCACCAUCCUGCAGCACAGAAGAGACCUAUCAGUACCAGCCACACUAGAAGCACAUACAGCCACAGUCAUUCAGAAAUGAACCAAACAUACACUUUUUACAUGUAAUUUUCAAAAAGAUGCUGGUAGUUGCUUUAAUGGUCAGAACAGGGACUAUUUCUGCUUGUUCCUGCUGCCAACAUCUGGCACAUCAACUUGCACAAGUCCUGUGGGACCCAGCCCCACUGAGUGCCAAGCUCUUGCAGCUCUCAGUAUUGAAGAGCAGGACAGGCCUUCAGACCUGCACCAGUUCAGUGCAUCUUUUCCCAUUAUCCAAAAUAGAAGCUAUAACAUUACCUUGCCUUACUGAGAAUAAACACUAUUUCUCCUUGCAGGCACUCAAAGAGCCUCAAGUGAGAAGCACUAGAGAAGUACUAAGGCUGAUCUUUACUUGAUGCUACUCAUGCAUGAU